AUGUCUGUGGAGCGCACAUUGGCAGCCGAGCAGGAGGCACUUACCUGGCAGAGGUUUCGCACAGCCUUCUACUCCAAGUAUUUCCCUUCAAGUCACUUUAGGGAGCUAGAGAGAGAAUUUCUAAAUCUGUCUCAAGGAACCAUGACCGUGGAUGAGUAUGAGGCAGAGUUUGACAGGAAGGAAACACAAGAUUCAAAAGAUAGAAUACAAAAGAAGAGGAGCAGAGAUGAUGAUACUCAUAGUGGACAAAAUUCUAGUAGGACAGAAAAAUCUCGUAAUAGGUCUGGACAAUCAGAAAAGCAAGGAUCUUAUGGAGAGACUAUUCAACAAGACCAGUCUAAAUGUGAAGCAUGUGGUGGUGCCCAUAAGACAGAACUCUGUAGACGAUUAUCUGGCGCAUGUUUCAGAUGUGGCCAACAGGGUCAUAAGAUAGCAAAGUGCCCUCGCAAUCGGCAAGUAUCACAAUCAAAUCAGAGGCCUCAAGCUACAAGGACCCAGCAAGUGCAAGGUUCUCCUGCUCCGGUUCAGGUUGCUCAGCCUUCUUCUCCUAAGCAGCAGAUAGGAGGGAGACCGCACACACAGGGUCGUAUUUAUGCACUGACUCAGCAGGAUGCUCAGGCAUCCAAUACUGUGGUGUCAGAGUAUGAUUUGCAUGUUAACACCCCUGCCGAAAGUGGGAGGAUUUGUAAUCAGGUCUGCAAGACUUGUCCAGUUCAGAUAGUAGGUAGAGACUUGCCUGCUAAUUUGAUAGAUAUAGAUAUGUAUGACUUUGACAUAAUUCUCGGUAUGGACUGGUUAGCGUCACACUUUGCUACCAUUAACUGUCAUGAAAAGCGGCUUGUACGUGUGGUUGAUAGAAAAGAACAAGUGUUGAGAAGGCGCACAAUUCCUUAUGUUAAGAUUCAGUGGAGCAAUCACUCUGAACGUGAGGCUACGUGGGAACUGGAGGAUGAGAUGAAGGAGAAAUAUCCGAACCUUUUUGCAAGCUAA
Messenger RNA from Phoenix dactylifera (date palm), 990 nucleotides. Lineage: Eukaryota; Viridiplantae; Streptophyta; Magnoliopsida; Arecales; Arecaceae. The record is from RefSeq and is a predicted model, not a curated record.